Molecule: messenger RNA, 2782 nt
Organism: Pelobates fuscus (common spadefoot toad)
Lineage: Eukaryota; Metazoa; Chordata; Amphibia; Anura; Pelobatidae
Product: solute carrier family 22 member 6-B-like
Exons: 10
Coding region: 136-1788 (550 amino acids)
Biological process (GO): transmembrane transport
Cellular component (GO): membrane
Molecular function (GO): transmembrane transporter activity
Source: RefSeq, a predicted model, not a curated record
GAAGGUUAAUUCUCACUCUGCAGCCAAGACAUGCAACAAAUGCUCUCCACUGGAAGGAAGAGCUAUAAUGGUUAAGAAAAUUCAGCACUUCAACAAAGCUUUUAGAUUGUGAACCGUGUUGGUCUCUUAUUUACCAUGGCUUUUCAGGAACUCCUGAUGAAGGUUGGGGGUAUGGGGCGUUUUCAGAUAAUACAUGUUGUUCUGCUGUCCCUUCCUGUGUUCAUGCUGGCUAGCCACAAUCUUAUUCAAAACUUCACGGCGGCCAUCCCGAAACAUCGAUGUCGUAUUAAUGGUUCAUGGGAAGAGGGCAAUUUUACUGCAGAUGGGCUACAAGCUUUCCUUCCAGUGGAACCAUCAGGAGCACUCUCUAGUUGCCUAAGAUACACCAGCCCCCAGUUUCACCUGCUGAAUAGCAAUUCUACAGGUAACAUCAGUGAUACAGAAUCAUGUGAAGAUGGCUGGGUAUAUGAUUACAGUGAGUUUUCUUCAACCAUUAUAACUAAGUGGGACCUGGUCUGUACACAACGCAGAAUGAGACAACUGGCUCAAUCAAUUUAUAUGGCGGGGGUUCUAGUUGGGUCCAUUGUAUUUGGGGGUCUCUCAGACAAGUUUGGACGUAGACCAUUGAAUAUCUGGUCCCAAUUACAGAUGGCUGUUACUGGAGUGUGUUCAGCAUUUGCCCCUAACUAUAUCCUUUAUUGUGUUUUUCGCUUCUUGACGGGUGCCGCACUCUCUGGCGUAGUGCUCAACUCCUACUCGCUGAUUGUGGAAUGGAUCCCUACAGAAUCUCGUGCAAUCACGAGCACAGCCACUGGAUACUGCUAUACAAUUGGUCAACUGGUCCUGGUGGGCUUGGCAUACCUUAUCCGGGAUUGGCGUAUGCUACAGCUAGCAGCUUCCCUUCCCUUUUUCAUUUACUUUAUAUACUCAUGGUGGAUCCCAGAGUCUGGCCGUUGGCUUGUACUCACUGGAAAAUCUCAAAAAGCUAUUAAAGAGCUGAAGAAGGUGGCCAGAAUCAAUGGAUUUAAGGAAGAAGGUGAAAAGCUCACUGUAGAGUAUGUCACAGGCAACAUGCAGAGAGAAAUUAAAGCUGCACAAAAGACCACAUAUUCUGUUUUAGACCUGGUAAAGACUCCUGUAGUUAGAAGAAUAUCCUUCUGUAUAUCUUUCACCUGGUUCUCCACUAGCUUCUCUUAUUAUGGACUGGCUAUGGAUCUGCAGAAAUUUGGAUUCAGUGUCUUCAUCAUGCAGAUCAUCUUUGGGGUUGUUGACAUUCCAGCUAAAUUUAUUUCCUACUUUGUGAUGACAUAUAUUGGGCGUCGAGUCCUGCAAAGUGGUUCCAUGGUUCUAGCAGGUGUUGCAAUUUUGGUGAAUAUAUUUGUACCUCCAGAGUAUCAAGCUGUGCGAACAUCAAUGGCAGUUUUUGGAAAGGGAUGUCUGGCAGCAUCAUUCAAUUGUCUGUUUCUGUACACUGGAGAAAUGUACCCAACUGUCAUAAGACAGUCAGGAAUGGGACUUGGCACCAUGAUGGCACGGCUUGGUGGAAUUAUUGCCCCACUUGUUCAAAUGACUGCUGACUAUUAUCAACAUCUUCCACUCAUUAUAUAUGGUUGUUCUCCUAUCAUUUCUGGCAUUGCUGGCUGUUUCCUUCCAGAGACUCUCAGUGUCCCCCUUCCUGAAACAAUAGAAGAAGUGGAAAGAUCUGGUAAAUGGAAUAAGAGUGCCACUCCCAGCGAGAAGAAGAGUUUAAAAACCACAGAGUUGGAUAAAUUACAAGUUGAAGUUUAAGCUUGUGGUAUACUAUGCCAAAACUAGCUAUGGCAUAUAGAAGGUCCACAUCAUAAUAAUAUGCAGAGUACUUGUUUGCCCUGAUAUCCAACAAUAUCUUUGCCUGUGAAAAGACUAAAUGAAGACAUGCAUCGGGGACUGCAUAUCAGGACAUAUUGUGAGUGCACGUUGAUGGAUCUACGUGCCAAUCAUCCUGAAAUUCCUUGUCACCAAUAUUAAUUUGUGUAUCCAAGCUAAGACUCUUCCACUCCCACUUGUUCUUCUCUGGACAUUUUAUAAACCGGACCCAGCAAGAUCAGAAACAAAGAAAUCUACUGUCUAGAACGGUGCUUGCUUCUGAGGACUCGGUCUCUCUUCCUUGACUGCACUACAUAUACAAAGUCUAUGAGCUAACACUUUUUACUCUCAUUUGUACUCUUAGUCACUGAGGAACUGAGCACCAAAAAUGAUGAAGAAGAGAGAUCUGUGACUUUAGAGGUGAUGAUCUUGUUUUUAGCUAUGUUAGAGCACUAUAACUUUCUUAUUUAUGCCAAUGGCUCCGCACAGGGGCAGUCUUUUGCUUUGCACAAUGAUGGCAGAUGGCAAAUCAGUCUCCUUUGGCAGUUUAUGGUGGUACUAUUGACCACCAACAGUCUCCAGUAAUUCACUCCAAUGGUUGAGCUAAAUGUUCUCCACCAGUCUGUACUAAACCAAAUGCUGACAGAACAUUAAGUAAAUUGUAACUCAGCAACAAAUAGAGAUCUACCCCUUGGGUACCAAUGUUUUAUACAUUUAACAUUUGAUCCAAAAAAAAUACUGUAAUACAGUGUAGAAUAUAAUAAAGAUAUCAAAAGCAGACCUUUCCUACAUCUGAAAAAUGGUUACAUAAUAUCCAUGUCUCAAGGUGAGACUUGUGCUGCCCAAGCCAUCUGCAUAGAGCUCUGUGUAGCUCUGUUAAAUGUAAGUUUACACCUUUGUCAAUUGUUCAUACUAUAUAUAUAUAUAUAUAUAUAUA